Pungitius pungitius (ninespine stickleback) is the source of this 1322-nucleotide messenger RNA. RefSeq names its product mitochondrial ribosomal protein L38 (gene mrpl38). Bases 96 to 1256 code for a protein of 386 amino acids. Gene Ontology annotation, cellular component: mitochondrial large ribosomal subunit. The record is from RefSeq and is a predicted model, not a curated record. The transcript has 9 exons. Lineage: Eukaryota; Metazoa; Chordata; Actinopteri; Perciformes; Gasterosteidae.
ACAACUUUGGCUACAGUUAGUCACCAGAAACAAACCCGUUUCGCCCCUCUCGGCCACCGUAUCUUCUAGAAAAAAAAGGAAAAGAUUACUCCAAGAUGGCGCUGCGCAGUGUCUGCAUCGGUGCCCUGCGAACUGGGACAGAUUUGGGGGUCAAUAAUGCCAGAACAUUUGUCUCGACAGCGUUCCUCUGCAGGCGGUCAACACAUUUGGGUCCACUGCCGAAUGACGAGUUUGACGCUCAAAACCUGGACUCGGUGGAGAGGUAUCGCAGCUACACUCGUUACCUGAAACAAGCCGAGGAGACGAAUAACCAACCUGCCUGGUGGAAGACCUACAGGAGCUACGUGGAAAGAAAAGACCCCGAGCACGGAGCAGAAAAAGUGGACAUUGGACUUCCGUACUAUCGACCCAGUAGGACCAAAGAGGCGAAGGAGAGGAAGCAGGUGAUGAAGGAGAACAAGAAGAACGUUGAGCUGGAGAGGGCUUGUCGUCUGCGCACAUUUAAGAUCCCCCUGGAUCGAGUGAAUGAGACCUGGGAGAAGAGCAGCGGCCCGUUUCAUGUAAAGAGGCUGGCCGACCACUACGGAGUCUUCAGGGAUCUCUUUCCCAUGGCAUAUUUCCUACCUCAAGUCCCACUCCGGAUCUUCUAUGGUCAGGACAACAGUGGUCAAGUGCAUUAUGGGAAUCAGCUGACACCAACAGAAGCAGCUUCUUUCCCUCAAAUCAGCUUUGAUGCAGAGGAGGGCUCCCUGUGGACCCUUCUGCUCACCUGUCCAGAUGAGCAUCUUCUGGAUAAUGAAACUGAAUAUGUCCAUUGGCUGGUAGGGAACAUACCGGACGGAGCUGUGCAGGCCGGGGACGAGUUGUGUCACUACCUGCCCCCGUUCCCCGCUAGAGGAACGGGCUUCCACCGCUACGUCUAUGUCCUCUUCAAGCAAGAGGGACCUGUUAACUUCCAGGAGGAUGUCAGGCCGUCGCCCUGCCAUUCUCUGGUGGAUCGUUCCUUUAAGACGAUGGAUUUCUACAGAAAGCACCAGGACAACAUGACACCUGCAGGCUUGGCUUUCUUCCAGUGUCAGUGGGACGAAUCCGUCACCGACACCUUCCACAAGACACUCGAUAUGAGGGAGCCAGUGUUUGAGUUCAUCCGGCCUCCAGUGUACCACCCUCCACAAGUCAAAUACCCUCAUCGACAGCCGCUACGCUACCUAGACAGAUACAGAGAUGGCAAGAAGCACAGCUAUGGAAUAUAUUGAUAUGAUUAAUACACAUUUCUUUGCAAAUGUAAAUGCUGGUGUAUUUAUGUAAAAAAAAUAAAGUUU